AGUAUCAGAUGACGUUCGGCGUCCUCUGCAAAGAACGUUAUUCGUGUUUGUCGUCUGUUAGUAGAAACUGAUUUUCUGUGUAGAAUCACUUUCUCCCGUGAAACGUAAAGUGGGAGCAGCGUUGUGGGGCUGCUAGGCGUUGCUGCGUAGCCUUACGCGCUUCCGUAGGCUUGCUCUCGUUGCCUCAUUGCAGGGUCAUCACAGUCCUUCUGUAUCAUCCCGACAUGCCAAUCUAGGUCCAAAUAAAGCCCGUAGUGAACUCAGCCCAGAAGAUAAAACACUGCCACACAAUAAAAAUGGCUGGACUGAAAUACCACAUUUCUCUGCCUGUGGCAGCAGGCGCCCUAUUAGUGGGCCUCCCCUACUCCAUCUCCUUAGCUGCCCAGUGGAUGUACGGCUGGCCAAAUAAAGCCGGUUAUAAGAAGUACACAGAAGCUUUGAAACCGAGGCGAAUAUACUGUUUGACUAGAGCUGUGCUGGAAACUCUCAAAUACCUGCAGUAUGGGAAACUUUACUUUCAGUGGAGGUCAUGGUACAACAAUGAUAAAAACCGCGAGCAUUAUGAAAAGGGGAUCGCCUUUGGCCGUCGCGGAAACAAGCUGGACUUAUACUUCCCCCCCACAGUGGGCAGGUGUGGAGAUGGGCCGGUACCGCUGGUGGUUUUCAUCUACGGUGGUGCGUGGAGUUCAGGAGAGAGGUCCACAUACUGUCUACUGGCCAGGCAGAUGGCCGAAGAGCUGAGUGCAACAGUCAUUUGCCCGGACUAUUCCACAUAUCCAAAGGGGAAUGUUUUAGCCAUGGUCCAAGACAUCGCUGACUGCUUGGUUUGGGCACGAGAGAGCGCACAGAUGUUCAACUUUGACAAAGACAACAUAGUGUUGGUUGGCCAUUCCGCUGGAGCACAUCUGUGUGCACUGACUACUUUCUUCCUGCUUGACUUGAGAGAGGAGCUCUUCAUUGAGGCAGCUAAGCAGCAGGGAGUUACUUCAGCGAUAAGAGGAGUUAUCGGUUUGAGUGGCGUGUACAACAUUAUGGACCAUUACGAGCACGAACAGAUGCGAGCUGUGGAGUACGUGUCCACCAUGCACAAAGCCAUGAACGGCGUGGAGAACUUCCCGUACUAUUCCCCCACACACCUGCUGAAGACGUUCAGCCCGGACAAACUGGCAAGGGUGCCCCCCUUCGGCUUAAUCCAUGGAACCACUGACAUCAUCGUUCCUGCUGAGUCUUCUAUGAGGUUCUCCAAGCUCUUCACGUCGCUGUCGCUGAAGGUGUCACUGUACCUGCUGCCCAAAGUCAACCACACCAACAUCGUCACCGACCUCAUGACCCCGGACAGGCACUUCUACCACACCGUCUACGGCUGUAUCAAACAAGAGUACAGAAAACUGACAGGGACCUAA
This is a messenger RNA of Lampris incognitus (smalleye Pacific opah), 1403 nucleotides long. RefSeq lists its product as uncharacterized. Bases 297 to 1403 code for a protein of 368 amino acids. Lineage: Eukaryota; Metazoa; Chordata; Actinopteri; Lampriformes; Lampridae. The record is from RefSeq and is a predicted model, not a curated record. The transcript has 9 exons.